AUGUUCAAAAUUGUUAUAUUAAUUAAAUUACUGUCAAUUAUCUGUGUUGUAAGUUCACAAAAUUCCAAAUCUGAAAGAAUUUUUGGAGGAACUGCAGCUGAAGAUGGUCAAUUUCCAUAUAUGGUUGAUCUGUCUGUUCUUUACCGUGGCGAAUUUUAUCAUAUUUGCGGUGGCACACUUAUUCAUUCGAAUUGGAUUAUUACUGCUGGACAUUGUGCUUAUUAUGUUCAAAAAUUAAAACUAGAUCUGAACGUUACGUUAGGUGUGACUGAUAUUACAAAUGGGCCCAAUAAAUGGUCAGAACUAGUGCUGAAUGAUGACAUUAUAAUUCAUGAAAAUUACACCGAUGAUGGCUCUACGGCUGUUAAUGAUGUUGCUUUAAUCAAGGUCAGAAAAACUAUAUUUUAUAGUGCAAAUGUUCUUCCAGUUCGUCUUCCAUCUCAAUCAGAUAACAAUACAUUUGCAGGUCAGACAGGAAUUUUAAGUGGUUGGGGUUUCAACAUGAAUCGAAACAAAUCAGAACCAAAUAUUUUGCAAUUUAUUGAGGAACAAAUUUUAACAAAUGACGAAUGUUCAGCACAAAAUGUUAAUUAUCCAGAGAUUAUUGAAAGUGAAAUUUGUAUUUCAUCGAACAAUGGGAAAACAGCUUGUCCAGGUGACUCAGGAUCUCCACUAGUGGUUAGAGACGAUAAACUUGGUGAUAUAUUAGUUGGAAUCGCAAGCUAUGUUGACAUUGGAGAAGUUUGUAAAGGCGUUAAUAAUGGCCCUGUUGUUUUUAUGAGGAUUUCGUAUUUUAUGGACUGGAUUGAAGGCACAACUGGAUUGAACUUUAAAUGA
Chironomus riparius is the source of this 837-nucleotide messenger RNA. Lineage: Eukaryota; Metazoa; Arthropoda; Insecta; Diptera; Chironomidae. The record is from the annotation of a GenBank genome assembly.